Molecule: messenger RNA, 582 nt
Organism: Mitosporidium daphniae
Lineage: Eukaryota; Fungi; Microsporidia
Exons: 2
Coding region: 1-582 (193 amino acids)
Biological process (GO): tRNA modification
Molecular function (GO): tRNA guanylyltransferase activity; magnesium ion binding
Source: RefSeq, a predicted model, not a curated record
AUGGCCCAGUCUCUUGCAAGCUCUGUCAAGGAAAUGGAGGGCAAGUUUUCGGUGUUAUUGGAGGAGGGGAAACCCUAUGUCAUCCGCCUGGAUGGCUGUACAUUCAAGAAAUUCACCAAUGGAAUGGUACGUCCAUUUGACCAAAGAUUGACUCUUGCCAUGAUCAAGACAAUGAAUGACCUGGUAGAGCAUUUCAAUCCAUCCUUUGCCUUUGCGCAGUCGGACGAAAUUUCACUGAUUUUCAAGGGAGAUCGAUUGCGCGAGUAUUACCCCUAUGGCGGUCGAGUGAUCAAGCUUUGCUCCAUUGCUGCAGGCUUUGCCUCUGCGCGCUUUAAUGCCCACAUUUCGGCCUUUGAUUGGACCGAUCGGAUGCUUGAGGUGCAACACCGCGUGCGCUCCAGUCUGGCUCAUUUUGACGCACGUGUGUUUUCCGCGCCAGACCAAAAGGCAGCGGCAGAUGCCGUCAUAUGGCGGCAUCUGUUUGACUGUCGGCGAAAUGCCAUCCACACCAUUGGGGUGACGCAUCUGGGACAUCGGACUAUCCAUGCCCUGAACAUUGGCGAGGUUGACAGAGUAUCGUAA